Messenger RNA from Sorex araneus (European shrew), 1264 nucleotides. RefSeq names its product centromere protein U (gene CENPU). Gene Ontology annotation, cellular component: nucleus. The coding region runs from base 86 to 1264 and encodes 392 amino acids. NCBI's taxonomy places the organism in Eukaryota, Metazoa, Chordata, Mammalia, Eulipotyphla, Soricidae. The transcript is spliced from 11 exons. The record is from RefSeq and is a predicted model, not a curated record.
UGUUAAUGUUGGGACCCUCUGCGCCUAAAGGCUUUGAUUCCAGAGAUGUAACACAUUCGGGCAUCCAGCGCAGCAUCCGAUAGCGAUGCACUGGGACACCGAACUGGGCAACAACUCUGUGCUGCCGGGGGUGGAUUUUUUUCCUCCCCACCCUGUCUUCCUGCACGGAAAGCAGCGGCCUGGCGGCACCCACGUGGCAGGCGCCAUCUUCUGUGACUCCAAACCCACAGACCCUCCCUUGCACAGCACUGCCAUCUAUGCUGAUGAAGAGGUGUUCUCUGCCCCAUCCGGCCCUUCCUCUCCGCAAGGAAAAGAAGCAAAGAGAACUUUGGACUCUUCUGAAACUGAAGCGAGUGAAAAUGAGUCUAUAAAACUGAAUGCAAAGGAAAUGCCACAAAGAAAACACAAGCUAUCCGUUGAUGAUUCCAAAAGCAGUGAAGAGCUCAGUGUACGAAGCCAAGUUAAGCCAGUGGAGGAAACCAACACACCCCACCAAACUCCUUCAGCGAGAGCCUCCUCCAGACUUGCAGAGGCACCUGCCCGGCUGGCCACUGCUGCAGGGGACGGGGCCCAGAGUGGCCGGUCAGCUGUGGAGCGAGAGGCCACAGGGGGAAGCCCAGCGAAAGUCCGGAAAAAGAUGCCUCGCAGCAAAAGGAAGAAAUCAAAAAAUGAGGACUCAGAUAAUGCCGACUAUGUACAUGCUUGGUGUCUGGAAGGACAGAGCAGGAGUGACAUCACGGAGUUGGGUAUCAUCUUGUCUGCCUUUGAGAACACAUGCCUGAAAUAUACAGAAAAAAUAGAAUCUAAAGUUUUUAAGGAGACCAUCAAUAAAUUCCAUUCACAUGUAAAAGAAGAGCUCAUCAAAAUGCUUAAAGAAGCUCAGAAGGUGAAAACUCUGAAAAGAAAGAAUGCUAAGAUUAUUUCAGACAUCAAAAAGAAAAGACAGCAUUUGGUUGAAGUCCAGGAUGAACUGCUUCGUUUAGAACCACAGCUGAAACAACUACAAACAAAAUAUGAUGAACUUAUGGAGAGAAAAGCCGCCCUUACUAAUGCAACAUAUUUCUUAUCUAAUUUAAAACAAUUUCAUGAUUAUUCAGAUUUUCAAGAGAAAACAAAGAACAUGAAGAAAAUGCAGUAUGAUUCAUCCAGCCUUCCUGCUCUGCUAUUUAAGGCAAGAACUCUUUGGAGAGCUGAAACCCAUCUGCAGAGUAUCAACCAUCAAUUAGAGACGCUCCUUGACCAGAGACAAACUUCUAAAGAUUAG